AUGGGCGACGAAGGCGAGGAGAUCAAGUCCUUCCAGUCGCUGACGCUUGACCUCCCACCCAGCUGCGUCGAGUUUUGUCCUCGUUAUCCCUCACAUUUCCUGGUUGGUACAUACAAUCUUGAGAAGAAUGAGGCAGAAGAAAGGGAAACUGUCAAGUCCGAGGACCAGGACGAGCCCGAGGUGGAGGUCGAGGCAAAGAAAUCCCAGAGCAGGUCAGGGAGCAUCAUCGUGUUCGAGCUCAAGGAUGGACAGGCGCACAUAAAGCAGACAAUAUCCCAGCCUUCUGCAGUCUUUGACCUUCACUUUGCGCCACAGGCAGACCGAGGCGACAUUUGCGCAGCAGUCUCCAGCACGGGGACCAUAUCCAUUUUCAGAUUAACUAUCGAACCGUCAGCAUCGACUGAAGGCUCGGCAGAAAACUACAUCCAGACCUUGAGUGUUCUCAGUAUACCGGAACUAUCCAAGGACGACCUAUUCACCUACUUCACCUGGCACCCAGAAAUCCCAGGCCUCAUGGCCGUCACCACAUCCACAGGCCAAGUGAUCCUCGCCCGUAUCCACAAAGACCACAUGAAGCUCGAAAGGCUCCGCACUGUACUCAAGCAUGAAGCGGAAGCCUGGUGCGUCGCCUUUUCACCAGUAUCACACCAAAAGACAAGCUCAGGAGAGACGCUCUCUACAGUGUUCUCCGGGGGCGACGACUCCAAGCUUCUGCUCGACUCACACAGCACAUUCCCGGACGUCAAAGACGUCACGGCUUCAAGCUCCGGGUCCGAUUCCGGUGCGCACCUGAGCCAUGACCCCGAAUCUGCCACGGCCUUAGACUCCGAUACCGACGAGACCUUCGUCUCGACCCCCAACAGGAAAGGCCUCCGUCACGACGCAGGUGUGACGGCCAUCCUACCACUACGCCUCAACAUCUCCGACGGGUACUAUGUCGUCCUAACAGGCAGCUACAGCGACCACCUUUCGGUAUGGGGCAUCAUUCCCCCCUACAGGGCAGACGACUAUCGGAGAAACAAGCUGCUGCAGAGGGAGAACCUCGGCGGCGGCGUGUGGCGGCUCAAGGUCAUCGAGGAACUUAGUGCGUACCCGGGGGACUGCUGGACGGUGACACUCCUGGUGUCGUGCAUGCACGCCGGUGCGAGGGUUGUCCGCCUCCAGGGAACAAUCGACACGGUCGACCGUAUCGAAGUCGUCAAGCGUUUUACAGAGCACAAGAGUAUGAACUAUGGGAGCGACUACACGUGGGUUGACGGGCGGGAGUUCUUCGGCGAAGGGGAGGGAAAGAAGAUUGCAUGUGUUUCGACGAGUUUCUACGAUAGGCUGCUUUGCCUCUGGUCGUUCUGA
This is a messenger RNA of Diaporthe amygdali, 1350 nucleotides long. RefSeq lists its product as uncharacterized. Bases 1 to 1350 code for a protein of 449 amino acids. The transcript has 2 exons. Lineage: Eukaryota; Fungi; Ascomycota; Sordariomycetes; Diaporthales; Diaporthaceae. The record is from RefSeq and is a predicted model, not a curated record. Gene Ontology annotation, molecular function: protein binding.